Molecule: messenger RNA, 3914 nt
Organism: Austrofundulus limnaeus
Lineage: Eukaryota; Metazoa; Chordata; Actinopteri; Cyprinodontiformes; Rivulidae
Gene: maco1b
Product: macoilin 1b
Biological process (GO): neuronal signal transduction
Cellular component (GO): rough endoplasmic reticulum membrane
Source: RefSeq, a predicted model, not a curated record
GAGGAUGAAGCGGCGCAAUGCGGACUGCAGCAAACUAAGACGGCCGUUAAAACGGAACCGAAUCACCGAGGGUAUCUACGGCAGUACCUUCCUGUACCUGAAGUUCCUGGUGGUGUGGGCACUGGUGCUGCUCGCAGACUUUGUACUUGAAUUCAGGUUUGAGUACCUCUGGCCUUUCUGGCUCUUCAUGCGGAGCGUGUACGACUCCUUUAGAUACCAGGGACUGGCCUUCUCAGUAUUCUUUGUUUGUGUGGCGUUUACCUCGGACAUCAUUUGCCUCCUCUUCAUCCCAGUGCAAUGGCUGUUCUUCGCUGCCAGUACCUAUGUGUGGGUGCAGUAUGUUUGGCACACAGAGAGAGGGGUGUGUCUCCCCACCGUGUCUCUAUGGAUACUUUUUGUGUACAUAGAGGCAGCCAUCAGAUUCAAAGACCUGAAGAACUUUCAUGUGGACUUGUGCCGUCCUUUUGCUGCACAUUGCAUUGGCUAUCCCGUGGUCACCUUGGGCUUCGGCUUCAAGAGCUACGUCAGUUAUAAAAUGCGCCUGAGAAAACAGAAGGAGGUGCAGAAGGAAAACGAGUUUUAUAUGCAACUGCUACAGCAGGCUCUGCCUCCAGAGCAACAGAUGCUUCAAAGGCAAGAGCGAGAAGCAGAAGAAGCAGCAGCAGCAGCUAAAGGAAUAUCUGAAGUGGACACACCUCCAGUGUCACAGAAUGGCGGCCCAGCCAAUAAAAAGACAACGACGCCAUUGCCUGAGCUGGAGUAUAAAGAAAAAGGGAAAGAAGGAAGGAACAGUGCAGAGAAUAAAAAGCAACACAACAGCAUCUUGCCAUCAUUAGUGGACUCUAAAAUCCCGGAGAUGGAGUAUAUUGAGAACCAUAUGAACAACAAGAGACUGACCACAGAGCUGGGAAGUACAGAGAACCUGUUGCUUAAAGAAGACAACAGUUCCUCCAGUUCCUCCUCCUCAUCCUCUUCCUCCUCUUCAAAAAAUUACAAAAAUGCAAGCAGCAAUGCUGUAAUACUCAAUUCCUCUCCACGUGGUUAUAGUGCCACCAAUGGCAGUGUGCCCUCCUCUGCACAGUCAUCUUCCACAGGGAAAAACGAUAAGAAGCAUAAGUUACCGGUGGGGAAGGGGACAUCAGCGGGCUCCCACAAAGAUCCAACAGACAACUGUAUUCCCAACAAUGAGCUGAAAAAACCUGAAGGACUUGUUAGGUUGGAGCAGGACAUUAAAAAAUUGAAGGCGGACCUGCAGGCCAGCCGGCAGGUUGAGCAGGACCUUCGCAGCCAGAUUGGCUCGCUGGGCAGYGCUGAGCGUUCCAUACGCACCGAGCUGGGUCAGCUGCGCCAGGAGAACGAGCUGYUGCAGAACAAGCUUCAUAAUGCUGUGCAGGCGAAACAAAAGGACAAACAGGCUGUGGGCCAACUGGAGAAGAGGCUCAAAGCAGAGCAGGAGGCUCGAGCCACCGCAGAGAAGCAGCUGGCAGAAGAAAAGAAGCGCAAGAAGUUAGAAGAGGCUACAGCGGCUAGAGCAGUAGCACUAGCAGCAGCUUCCAGAGGAGAGUGCACAGACACGCUGAGGCGACGAAUCACAGAAUUAGAAACGGAGUGUAAAAAAUUAACAAUGGACAUCAAGCUGAAGGAGGACCAGAUACGCGAGCUUGAACUGAAAGUUCAGGAGCUUCAUAAAUAUAAGGAAAAUGAAAAAGACACAGAGGUGCUGAUGUCAGCGCUGUCAGCAAUGCAGGACAAAACCCAGCACCUUGAAAACAGUUUGAGUGCAGAGACCAGGAUCAAACUGGACCUUUUCUCUGCACUUGGAGAUGCCAAGAGGCAGCUGGAAAUCGCACAAGGUCAGAUCCUGCAGAAGGACCAAGAGAUCAAAGACUUGAAGCAGAAGAUAGCCGAAGUGAUGGCCGUCAUGCCCAGCAUCUCUUACACAGCCGACACCAGCAGCAUGACCCCCGUGGCCCCCCACUACUCCUCAAAGUUCAUGGACACCAAUUCCUCCGGUUUGGACCCCAACGCUUCGGUUUAUCAACCCCUCAAAAAGUGAACGCUCUUUCUUUCUUUUUCUUUUUUUUUUUUUCCUUUUCAGCCCCCUCUUCAUUCAUUCGCUCUACAUUUUUAAUUUCUCCUGCCGGUUGAGAACUUUUUCUGUUCUCUUUUUGCCACUUCAGAAGGAUGUUGUAUUAUGUGACUGUGUUUGUUGUAGUUAAAACAAAAGACAAAAAAACUUACAAACAUCCCACAUUAUAUAAAAAAGGCCCCAGUUUUAUUUUGUUUUUUUGAUUUUUAAUUUUUUUUUUUCUAGUGAAACCUCACAGAAUUGGGUGUGCAUCUUCAUCUCAUACAUGUUGCGCUCUCCCCUCCGCAACCAAGUUUCAGCUCUUUAGUCCUCGGGAGAAGCUGCCAUAUGUUUUCAAUUUGAUUUUACAGUUUAUAAAAUAAGCAAAAACAUAUCACUGUCACACAUUUUGACUCACUGCCUAAUUUAUUCGUCUCAUCCUACGACAUUUGUACAAGCAGAGGAAUGUCAAACACAGGAGGCACAGACAUGCCUCCUGGAUUUAAUUUAUUCUUUUACCCCAAAAAUCCACAGAAAAUUUGCUCUGCUUUGGCGUGUGGUUAAAAGUUUAUUUAUUUUUUAUUAUUAUUAUUAUUUUUUGUGGUUCUUCGUUUACACUAAGUCUAUUUCAAGGUAAUGGAAAAGUUGGUGUCAAAAAUCAGAAAAGAAUCACUCGAGACAAAGCAAAACUUUAGCGYUUGUGACAAGUUUGGUUUUCCAGAAAACCAACACUUGGUUGUAUUUUCUAAAAGUAUUCGAGCUGGCAGAGAACAGCUCUGCAUAAGGAUCAGUGCCUUGAGUUGAGGACACGAGACACCGCUCAGAAUUUCUGAAACCGUUUUAAAUAAGCUGGGAAGGAUAAGGACAAAUUCCCUUCUCAGCGACACGCUUCUUUGUAGACUUCCUACUGAUUUUCUCACUUGUAGGAAACGGAUUAUUAUCCACAUUCAGAGACAAACUGGCCAGUAACAAAUCCAAAACUAAUUUGCAGAGAAAUUCUGUAUGGGAAGAGAAACCUCCUCACGUGUCUGAGCAGAAGGUCUUUGCUGCUUUUAAACUCCAGAUGUUUUGGUUCAGCAGAUGCCCUGGUUUCUUAUUUUAAAAGGGAAAACUGUAAAGAUGGAUUGUGUAGCAUAAAGGGAAAGAAAAAUGAAAAUGCCAACUAUAAUGUUCCAGAUAACAUAAUUUGAUAUUCCCACUUCAGUUUUGUGUGCCAAGACUGUACCGCCCCUUAUCUCUAGUAACAUGUUCAAGAAUGUACUGCAAAUACAUUUGCUCUCAUUUUCAGUCAAAAAAUCAGUUCAUGGGCGUCGAGCAGGAAGAUAAUUGAUCUGUUUGUUGUAGACCUGUGUUGAAAGUAAGGAAGUAGAAAGGCACAUUAUGUUUUGUGAAUGUGACCUUAUUUACAAUUUUGGACAGCCGACUGUUGUACCUCAGUUUUUCUUACUUCAGUUUCUGGUAAUAUUGUUCUUUUAUUUAUUUAUUUUUUUGCCCCCACAGGAAGAAAUAAGCUUGUAUCUCAUGUGGUUUCGCUAUCGCCUGAAACAAUCAUUAUUGUUCAACAUCUGGUUUUCACCUACUGUAUAUGGAGAAACUUUUUGUUUUUCUUUUAAUUCAGAUUGCUGUUGUUUGCUUCUUGGAAACAUUUUGAGAAAGUGACAGUUCAGUCAGUUGUUCAGCCAACUGGUUGGUGAACGAAUAUGGAAGUUGAUUUUUUUUUUUUUGCUUGUUUUUUGUUUUCAAUGCCCACAAUCACUGUUCUGUUUUCUCCCAGGUCUGACCUUGGCUGCGCUCACACUCUGUGAGGUUUACAAGAAAUAAACUUUUCUUUUUUCUUGCAAACUUA